Aphis gossypii (cotton aphid) is the source of this 2736-nucleotide messenger RNA. RefSeq lists its product as uncharacterized. Lineage: Eukaryota; Metazoa; Arthropoda; Insecta; Hemiptera; Aphididae. The coding region runs from base 1357 to 2529 and encodes 390 amino acids. The transcript is spliced from 3 exons. The record is from RefSeq and is a predicted model, not a curated record.
UUGUCGCUUGAUUGACGGGACGUUAGUAUUAAUAUUGUAAAUAUUAUGUAAUAUUCCUAUGAUAAUAUUAAUAUGGUUCAAUCAUUAGACAUUGCAUAUUGUGACAAGUAUAAUGGAACAGUAUAACUGGUUACAUGCUGAUUCUAAAAAUGAUACCGAUUACCGGAACGAUUCAUAAUAUUUAUUAUUUUAAAUUUGUCGAAAUUAAGGACGAAGAAGGAAGGACGGAGCCGUUCUCGAAUAAAAUAAGAAAUCGCAAAAUAUGCAUGCAUAAUACAUACGAAAUAUUAAGUUAUAUGUAUAGGUGUAUAAAAUAUUUUACUGCCGACCUUGUAGCAGAAACAAUAUUAUUGUUUAUUGUUGUUUGCCCCAAAAAUGAAAAACGAUAUUACUUAUUAUUAUAAUUUAUAAAACAUAUUGGCUACGCCUAUCGCUCGCCUAUGACGCGUAUAGUUAUAACUCGUUAUCCCAGUUUUAGAUUUCUGAACUUUUUAAAUUUUAAGUUUAAAACACCUUAUAUUUUAUUGUGUAUUUGUGACCGUCGAUUUGUCUAUCCGUUAGAUACCAGUAAAUAAUUUUGAUUGUUUUUAUAGAUUUUAUAACGGUUCUAAUUCAUACAAUUCCGUAUUAAAAUAUAACAAAAAUUAAAAUUGAUGUAUUCAACGUAGUUAUAUUCGCAUUAGCAAAUAUAAAAAUAUAAAGGUUAUCGAAUUAUUUUAAAAUUGUACACGGGAUAGGUAUAGUUUAUUGUUUAUUCGUUGUAUUUAAAAUAAAUUUAUAAAUCAGGGAUUUACACACACAGAGUGAGCUUUCCUAACUUUUUUUUUUAGUUAUUUUUUAUUAAUCCUGAAAGAUUUUCGCUCGUCAACAACUGCGACGCAAAUACAACCGUCACCCAUACCACGUGUUCGCCUCCUAAGUAUUUUAUAUUAUUAUUGUAAUCGUCAUCAUUACUGCCGGACGUCUGUACAAGGGCGGCCGUCCGUCCGUCCGGCGGAGCGUAAUAUUAUAAGUGCCUAGCCACACUAUGCGUUUUGGCGGGUCCGGGUAAAUCGGAUGCGUUUUGACCGGACGGUAUUCACUAUGCCACACUAUGCGGUUUUGUUCCUGCCAAAAUAGCCUUCUCCCGCCAUUUUUUUCAUAUUUUUAUGGACCACAACGGUUCAAACGCUUGUAUAGGACAGACGUAUGAUUCAUUUGAUACUUAACAUCUCAUUUAAGAUUUAACUAUAAGUAUUGAAUACUUAGAGAAAUAUUGAUAUUAUUCAGACACUGGUUAAUUUUAAAUCAAAACAAUUAUUAUAACUAUUUUGAUAUUAUUUUACAAGUAAUAUAGCUUAAAAGUUAUAUUUGAGAAUGAAUCGGAAAAGGGUUAAAGUUGUUGCUGUAGCUGAGGCAUUCGGUUUGUUAGACGAACCUGUAGAACGGAGGUACUGGGUGCAUCCAAUGAAUAAUGAUCGAGAACAAAGUGAACAAUUUAAAAACUUUUUUGAGAAUAUAAGACGUUACCCGGAAAAAUUUUUUGAAUACUAUCGAAUGUCAGUCUCGAGUUUUGAUGAGCUAUUAGAAAAUGUACGGCCUCACAUAACGAAAACUACCACAACAUUUCGUAAACCUAUAUGUGCCGAAGAACGCCUCACAAUUACUUUGAGAUAUUUAUCAACUGGCACCUAUUUUGCUGCUUUGAAAUUUGAUUUCCGAGUUGGAAGGAGUACGAUCGGAAUAAUAGUUAAAGAAACGUGUCAAGCAUUGUGGACAGUUUUACAGCCAACAGAGAUGCCUGUGCCGACCACGAAUGACUGGUUGGAGAUUUCAAAUGUAUUUAAUGUUAAAACAAACUUUCCAAAUUGCUUAGGCGCUAUUGACGGCAAACAUAUCCGAUGUAAAAAUCCUAGUAAUUCUGGAUCAUUGUUUUUCAAUUACAAAAAGUUUUUUUCUGUGGUACUCAUGGCUGUAGCCGAUGCAAAUUUACAAUUUAUCACAAUCGAUGUCGGGUCUUAUGGUCGAGAAGGGGACUCCAAUAUAUUUAAGGAAUGUCCAUUCGGCAAAAUGUUAUAUGCUAAAAAACUUAAUCUUCCUGAACCAAAUCCUUUACCAAACACAAAUAACAAUCCACAGCCAUUUGUUUUUAUUGGGGACGAAGCUUUCGCUCUACAUACAAAUUUAUUAAGACCAUAUCCAGGACGUAACCUAACUGAUACUCGACGUGUAUUUAAUUAUCGAUUGAGUAGAGCAAGGCGGACAGUUGAGUGUGCUUUCGGAGUUCUUGCAAAUAAAUGGCGUGUGUUGCAUACUCCCAUACAAGUGGAACCUGAAUUUACUGACAUUAUCAUCAAAGCGUGUUGUAUAUUACAUAAUUUUGUUCGUAAGAGAGACGGAAUUAAUUUUGAAGAUUCUGAAACCCAUAGCCUGGAUGACAUAGAAGCUCGUGGAACAGGAACUCGUUCAGAAGGCAUUGAAGUGAGGGAUUACUUUGCUGACUAUUUUAUGGGCCCUGGUGCCCUAGAUUUUCAGUAUAAAGUAUUAUAAGCUGUUUAUUUAAAAAGAUCCUUAUUAUUUUAUUAUUUGUAAAUUAGUAAUAAUAAAUUAAAACUGUAAUAUAUUUAGUAUUUUUUUUUAUUUGAUCGAAAAAAUUAUAAACUCAAUAGAAAUUAAAAAUAAUUACUAAUAAUAUUGUAAUACUAUAUUGCAAAUAACCUAUGGUAAAAAUUUAAAAAUAUAUAACAUAAUAUUCUA